AUGGUUCACCUAGCCCAAGUUACAAAAGACCCUUCAAAGGGCGAGAGUAGUGAAUUUGGCCACCCUCGACGUCGUGCUUCGGUGGUUCCUGGUCUCGAGCACAUCUCUCUGGAGCCUCCUGGGGAAGAUGAGUUCUCCACGUCUGUCUAUGGCUCCCGCUUUGCUGCCGAGGAUCUUCCAUCGCACGAGAUCCCCGAGAAAGAGAUGCCAAAAGAGAUUGCGUAUCGAAUGAUCAAGGAUGAGCUUAGUCUGGAUGGCAAUCCUAUGCUGAACUUGGCAAGCUUUGUCACGACGUUCAUGGAAGACGAAGCCGAGAAGCUCAUGACCGACUCCUUCUCUAAGAACUUCAUUGACUACGAGGAAUACCCCCAGUCAGCUGAGAUCCAGAAUCGUUGCGUCAACAUGAUUGCUCGUCUCUUCAACGCGCCUGAGUCUGAGGACGGGAAGAACGCAAUGGGAACCUCCACGAUCGGAUCGAGCGAGGCCAUCAUGCUUGCUGUCUUAGCCAUGAAAAAGAGAUGGGCAAACAAACGUAAAGCAGAAGGAAAGGAUUUCUCCAGACCCAACAUAGUCAUGAACAGUGCCGUCCAGGUGUGCUGGGAAAAGGCUGCUCGCUACUUUGACGUUGAGGAGAAAUAUGUGUACUGCACCGAGGACCGCUACGUCAUUGACCCGGAGGAAGCUGUCAACCUGGUUGAUGAGAACACCAUUGGUAUCUGUACCAUUCUCGGUCUGACCUAUACCGGCGAGUACGAAGACACCCAAAUGAUCAACGACCUGCUGGUUGAGAGAGAGAUUGAUUGCCCAAUUCAUGUGGAUGCGGCAUCCGGCGGCUUUGUCGCUCCUUUUGUCAAUCCCAACCUGGUCUGGGACUUCCGCCUGCCCAAGGUUGUCAGCAUCAAUGUCUCGGGUCACAAGUAUGGUCUGGUGUAUCCUGGUGUCGGCUGGGUUGUCUGGAGGUCACCCGAGUACUUGCCCAAGGAACUGGUCUUCAACAUCAACUAUCUCGGCGCUGACCAGGCUUCCUUCACCUUGAACUUCAGCAAAGGUGCUAGCCACGUUAUUGGCCAGUACUAUCAAAUGAUUCGACUGGGCAAGAGAGGCUAUCGCAGCAUCAUGCUCAACCUCACCCGGACAUCUGACUACCUGGCUGCUCAGCUCCGAGCGCUAGGCUUCAUCAUCAUGUCGCCUGGUGGUGGUCGAUCCCUCCCUGUGGUUGCAUUCCGUCUUGACCCCGACAAUGAGCAGAUGUUUGACGAAUUUGCAAUUGCCCAUCAGCUUCGAGAACGUGGCUGGAUCAUUCCCGCCUACACAAUGGCCCCUCACAGCGAGAGCCUCAAAUUGAUGCGUGUUGUGGUCCGUGAGGACUUUAGCAAGCAACGCUGUGAUUCUCUGGUGACUGAUAUUAAGAUGGCAUUGCAAGUGCUCGGAGAGAUGGACAAAAAGACUAUGGAGCGUUACCAGGAACACGUAAAGAAGCACCACACCAAAACAGGUAGGACCGGCCAUAAUAUCGGUGCUUACAAAGAUGAGAAGCACUCUCUUCAGGGCAAACACGGGAAGACCCAUGCUAUUUGCUAA
Messenger RNA from Cladophialophora bantiana CBS 173.52, 1581 nucleotides. Its product is annotated as glutamate decarboxylase. The record is from RefSeq and is a predicted model, not a curated record. Gene Ontology annotation, biological process: L-glutamate catabolic process. Lineage: Eukaryota; Fungi; Ascomycota; Eurotiomycetes; Chaetothyriales; Herpotrichiellaceae. Gene Ontology annotation, molecular function: glutamate decarboxylase activity; pyridoxal phosphate binding. Gene Ontology annotation, cellular component: cytosol. Bases 1 to 1581 code for a protein of 526 amino acids. The transcript has 4 exons.